AUGGUAUUUGCACUGCUUACAGCUGAAAAUGUGAUUUUGGCCAUCAUUUCCAUCAUGUUCAUUGUAUUAUCUACAAUAGCCUUGUCGCUUAAUACGCUUCCUGAACUACAAGGCACGGAUGAAUUUGGACAAACCACAGAUAACCCUCAGCUUGCCCAUGUGGAGGCAGUGUGCAUUGCAUGGUUUACAAUGGAAUACCUCUUGCGGUUCCUAUCCUCACCUAAGAAAUGGAAGUUUUUCAAAGGCCCCCUGAACGCUAUUGAUUUACUAGCUAUCUUGCCCUAUUAUGUCACUAUCUUCCUCACGGAAUCAAACAAAAGUGUACUUCAGUUCCAAAAUGUACGCAGGGUGGUUCAGAUAUUUCGUAUCAUGAGGAUACUUCGAAUUUUAAAGCUUGCCAGGCACUCAACUGGUUUACAGUCCUUGGGAUUUACACUAAGGAGGAGCUAUAAUGAGCUUGGAUUACUCAUCUUGUUUUUGGCCAUGGGCAUUAUGAUCUUUUCCAGCUUAGUUUUUUUCGCAGAAAAAGAUGAGGAUGAUACAAAAUUCAAGAGCAUCCCAGCUUCCUUCUGGUGGGCAACUAUCACCAUGACAACAGUAGGCUAUGGAGACAUCUACCCCAAAACUCUCUUAGGCAAAAUAGUUGGAGGGUUGUGCUGCAUUGCUGGGGUGCUGGUGAUUGCUCUUCCUAUCCCAAUCAUUGUAAAUAACUUCUCUGAGUUCUACAAAGAGCAGAAGAGGCAGGAGAAAGCCAUCAAGCGCAGAGAAGCUCUUGAAAGAGCAAAAAGAAAUGGCAGCAUUGUCUCCAUGAAUAUGAAGGAUGCUUUUGCCCGUAGUGUAGAACUGAUGGAUAUUGUGGUUGAAAAGAAUGGAGAAAGCACAGGCAAAAAGGAUAAAGUUCAGGACAAUCAUUUAUCCCCCAGCAAGUGGAAAUGGACCAAGAGAACACUCUCUGAAACUAGCUCCAGUAAAUCUUUUGAAACUAGGGAACAAGGAUCUCCAGAAAAAGCCCGGUCCUCUUCCAGCCCUCAGCACCUGAAUGUCCAACAGUUGGAGGACAUGUACAACAAAAUGGCAAAGACUCAGUCACAGCCAAACCUCAACACUAAAAACACAGGUCACCCUGGAAAGCAAAAAGAAGAGCUAGAAAUGGAGACGAUUCCUGGCCCUACGGUCCCUUUAUUGACCACCCGUGCUGAUGGGAUCAUUGACAUGAGGAGCAUGUCAAGCAUUGACAGUUUCAUAAGCUGUGCUACAGAUUUCCCUGACUCUGGGAAAUUCUCCCACAGUCCACUUGCUACACUUCCCUGCAAAGGAGGUGUUAAUCCAAUUCAGGAGCAAAUCAGGGCAGAGGGAAGUGGAACCAGGUUCAUGGAGAUAAACCCAAAGCCGGAAGGCAGCCAUCGCUCUACAUUUUUCAUAGAAAGCCCCAACAGUUCCGUAAAAGCCAGUAACCCUUUAAAAUUAAGAUCUCUGAAAGUCAACUUUAUGGAAGAUGACAACAGCACAUUAGUACCAGCAUCAAAUGUACUGAGACUAUAUCCAGAUGCUCUCAAGAACAGGGGAGCUGCUGCCGCUGCAGACAGUUCCUUACUCUCUGAUCAAUCUUUAGUCAGUCCAGAAACCUCUAUCUACACCACAGCGAGUGCUAGAACACCCCCAACGUCGCCAGAGAAGCAGAUAGCAAUAGCUUUCAAUUUUCACGAUGCCAGCAUACAUAAAUAUAUAGAUGCUGACACUGAUGAUGAAGGUCAGUUGCUUUAUGACUCAAGCCCUCCAGGAAAUGUAAGUCCCAAAUACAAUAUUACAAACAGUGCUUAUCUAAAGCAAAAAGACAAUAUUUAUAGAAUGGAGAAGAACCAUCUAGAGAGCGCUGCUUUACCCACCUCACCAAAAUUUAUAGGGCAAAACUGCAUUUACUCCAUGGAAGGUAUGACUGGAAAAACCCAGGGCAAUCAGGAGACUGUCAGACUAGAAAAUCACAUUUCACCCGAGGUCCAUAUAUUACCAGGUGGUGGAGGACAUGCUAACACCCACGAUCAAAGCAUCUGACAUAUGCUCCAAAAAACUUGUUGAACAUUGAAAGGAAUGUCUUUACGGUCAACACAAUGAACAGGAGCUUCUGCAUGGCAUGAACUGUGACUGAAGCAAGCCACUUGUUUCUAAAAGUCUGAGGGGAGGCCUGGUGUGGGUUUAUGAAAACAUCCUUCUCUGGUACAACUAUAAAGCUGUUGCCCGAUUCAUCUUACAAACAUCAAUGAAAAUAAAGAUCGCAAGUCUUGCUCACACUUUGAUCUCCUUUCAUGUCCUUCAUUGAAGUCAGCAUGACCAAAUAUACAUCAACUCCCCUUGUACAAUGGAUCUCCUUUUGGAAGUGUUAACAUCUGAUUUGUGUUACUUCCAUAGAAGAGACCAGGGCAUCCAGAUUUGAACUCUGGACCAAAUUACUGGGGUUGGUAUAAAGUUAUCAGAAACACAAUACUUGUUGCUUCAGGGCAGUUGUUCCAAAUAGCCCCAUCUGCAUCUUUCUUUCUGAUGGAUACAAUGUCUAAAGCUAACAGGGAACACUUGCAUUAUGGGUAAAUCUAAGCUUAUGUCUAUUUAAAAUAACAGUGAUCUAGAGAAAUAAAUUAUUAAAAUGCCCUGUGUGUGUUUAAUUCUUCCAGAUACUGUAGGACCUGAUGUUUUCUUUUGAAAUAUCAUCAGGGUGAGUUGCACCACUUGUAUCUAAUUUAAAAUGCCCCCUAAGUAAAGUAGUGAAACUUGCACUUACCCACCGCUAAAACCAAUACCAAAUCUGGGGCUACAGAGGGGCUUCUAAGCCACAACCCACACUGGGGGAGUGUGAAGGGGCCGUGCAGAAGUAGGACUCUCCAGGGGCACUUUGGCUGACUCAGCCGGAAUUCUUCCAGGGUUCUGCGGGAGAAUGCACCUGAGUGAGAGCUUGACACAUUUACAGAAUGUAACAUGCUUCCUCUUACUACUCGUCCAUUACCCCAUACCACCUGUUCUGUGCAGAAGGCAGGGACCCAGGAGCUGCCCUUUUUGGAGAGUCCAGGCAUUCUAGGCUUGUAUACUGCUUGUGUUGCAGCCUGCCCCUACACCAGAGUGUAAAGAGUGGCAGUGAUAGCUCCUUGUGCCUCUCCCAUUCUGACUUCCAUAUUCACUUAGGGGUCAGCCUCAAUCUAGCUCAUAAAGUAGGAGGAGAGGGAUGAGACAGUCUGAAGCAUUUUGCACUCAGUCAAUGCUGAAUGACUAGAUAUGCAAAUGUUAACUAAAUAUGCAAAAACAGGACUUAUUUAAUUGUACACAACAGGCCUGAUUGUGCUGUCACUUCCACUGGUGAAAUCAGGAGUGAUUCCAUUGAAACCAAUGAAGUUACACUAGUGUAAAAUGGAUAUAAGUGAGAGGCAAAUCAGGUCAAGUCGCUUAAUAAUAUUCAAUCUUUUUCUUAAAAAUGACCAUUUUAAACAAAUGCAACUAACAGCAAGAAGCUUAGGUUUUAAACAUUGUCCUUCUAUAAAGUUAUUUGACUUGUGUAGAAAAUAUUUUUUUCUUUAAUUUUUAAUAUUAAAAAAAGCACUUUCUGUUGAGGGUUUUUUUUAAUUAUUAUUAUCUUGGGGGGGUGGGUUGUGUGUGAAGGUGGAAUAACAAACCAGAGUAUAAGAAUCUAGCACUUUAAACAAGCACUAUCUUCAUUUGUGCCUCCUGUUAUGACUGUGAUUUGUUACACACUUGUAACAAAACACAAUCCGUCCUGUGAUAACUGUGAUGGUAACACUUUAUGUUGUCUGUUUCUAUUGUAAAGCUAAACUGUAAAUAACUUAUAUCAAUAAGAGUUUGAUGCAUAUUUAUGAGUACCUGCUGUGAUGUGUAACUAUUUGCAUGCAACAGGUCUUGGUACAUAAAUAUCAAGUGUCGCUUUAUAAAGAAUACUCCACAUCUCUAGGAAGAUAAACUAUCUAGGUCUGGUGCAUUUUGUUCCUUUCUAUUGCAAAAUAACUGUUGGUUGGUCCUGAAUGUAACUGUCUGUCCACUCUAUACUAUACUUCUGUCUAUCAGUAACAAUGAAUGCAGCACGUACAGAUGAAAGCAAUAAGCACACGUAUGUUUUAGGAAUUGUUAUGGGAUGUAACUAUAGCUUUGUUAGGUCUGUACUUGGAACAGUACUGUACACAUAUUUGGAUCAAUUCUGCUGUCAGUAUCCAGAGCAAUUAUCCAGAUUACUCUCCUCAUGUUGGGUUAGAGCUUGAGGUUCUUCCUCAGUGUUUUUACUCACUUCUUAAUAAGGUUGAAUCCUGGGAAAUUUCCUGAGUGAGAAGAGAGACAGAACAAACUGAGUAAGGACCUCAAGAAUUAGCCUAGUGACAGAACAGACCUCAUUCCAUGCAAAAUGUUACACAGCAAGUACUCAAAAUAAAUAAAAGUACCUGUCCAUACAGAAGCAUCUUCAGAGCACUUAUAUAGGGCCAGUUCCCGAGGGGUCAUUAGUCAGUUUUCACUCAGUCUUCACUCAGACAAAACUCAUUCAUUUGAAUGGGCGUUUUGCUUGACUAAGGACUUCAGGCUUUGGCCCAUCGUAAAUACAAGUGUACUUAGGGGAACUAAUGUAGUGUGUUGCUGAGAUACUUGUUAAGACUUAUUAGAAAGUAAAUUUAAGGUGGCUUUCCAGCAGAUAAAGCUUUAAGUAUUGAUUGAUUCUAUGGGCUGCUAGGCCAUAGAGUGGAAAUGUGAAUUUUUAAACAGAGCAGUCUCGGCAUAAUCUCAAUUUUUCAGUCAUCAGCCAUGUCUGCCAUCAGCACAAAUGUAAAAAAUUAAAUAAAAAAAUUAAUUCAGGGAAAAAUAACUUUUUUUUG
Molecule: messenger RNA, 4856 nt
Organism: Chelonoidis abingdonii (Abingdon island giant tortoise)
Lineage: Eukaryota; Metazoa; Chordata; Testudines; Testudinidae
Source: RefSeq, a predicted model, not a curated record